Kuraishia capsulata CBS 1993 is the source of this 1797-nucleotide messenger RNA. RefSeq lists its product as uncharacterized. The record is from RefSeq and is a predicted model, not a curated record. Bases 1 to 1797 code for a protein of 598 amino acids. The transcript has a single exon. Lineage: Eukaryota; Fungi; Ascomycota; Pichiomycetes; Pichiales; Pichiaceae.
AUGAACUCUCAGAUAAACAACAACGAUAAGCAAGAGGUCUUCUCUGAGGACAGCUUCAGAAAUUCUUUUUUUGAUAGCGCUAAGAGAGCGUGCAACACGUCCAACGAGUCUAACAAGAGGGCCAGACUCGAUGCUUCUGUGAUACAGAAGGACCCUUCGGAUGCCGCCACUUCCGUUUCUUCGCAAACGACGUCGGCGGUUGUUGCUUCCGCUUCGAACUCGGUAGCCGCUGCUUCUACUGCAAGCGUCAGCCCCUCCACGCCCACCACACCCACGGCAACUGUCUCUCCAACAGGCCUUCCCUCCUCGCAACAGCAAAGGGAUUCCAGAAGACUUCCCAUCAAGCGAUUCAGAUCGAGAUCGUUGCCAAACCUGUUCUUUUACAAGCCUGAGAAACUAAGCAGCCAGGCCAAGCCGCAACUGCCGCCCGUGAACCUGCAGAGUCUACGCGAGAUAGAUCUGCAUGAGAUUUUGAAAAAUCCACAACUGAGACACGAUAUCAUUUUCGACCCACAGUUGCAGUUCAGAGUCAACCUGGAUGGUGAGCGUGGCAAGAGAAAGAAGAUCAGUGUUGAUAAUUACUGGGACCAGAUCCAGAACGACUGUGACGAGUUUCUGGAGCACUCUGCGUCUCCCGCUUCCAAUAAGUUCAAUCUUCAGAACACGAGAUUGUCCAUGAUGUUCACAACGUUGAAAGACAUUUUGCUGAGUUUGCUGCCAUUUAAGGACAGAUCUAUUGUGAACCAGGUGAUGGACACAGACCUGGUGAUGCAGCAACUCAGAGACAGAACGUUUGACUUUGUAUCGAUGUCGAACUGGCUGGCUACCAUUUUCAAGAACCAUUGUGCUCCUAUGAGAGACCAAUGGGUUGAUGAAAUGGCUAGCAAGUUCAAACAAGCCAACGAGGAAAAUUCGACUGCCAAGCUGGUGGACGGUCUUAGAAUGGUGUUUGCCAUUUUGGAGGCCAUGAAGCUGGAUGUUGCCAAUCACCAGAUCAGGAUCCUUAGACCCGCCUUGGUUAACUCGGCCAUGGACUUUGAGAAGGAGUAUUUCAACAAGAUAAUCGAAAGAAAAAAGCUGGAUAUUUCAGAUUCUCUGGCGUGGUUCCACAAGGAUUUCGAAUCCAGCCAGACCGAGGCCGUUGAAUUUAAUUGGCAGAAACAGUUAACCGAGUCCAUUCUGACUCUUUUAUCGUGCAGAAACAUGUGCACAGAGUUCCCAUCCACGUUCGCAUUUGACCAUUCAAGAAUGGUGCUCUGGAGAUCAGAUAUCAGACAAUUGGUGUGUCUCCAGAUCUGUCUGGUUCUGUACAAGCAGAUACGCCAACAGACGGACGGCCCUGUCCAGCCGCUAGAUCCAAAGGUGUUGAAGAGCCAAAUUUUGGCUAUCGUCACUGACGAGAACGGAAACGUGAAAUGGACCAGAAAUAUUCUUUCCAUCGCCCUGCAGAUCGUGAAGCAGGCUCUGCAGACAGACCAGGUUCCAGAACAAACCGUCAAGUUUGCCUACGAUUGGUUGAUGAAACAGACCCAGCCAACAAGUCAGAUCUACGGAUUGUUGGAAGCGAGAUGUUUCAAGCAGCUUUCCGGGCUGAUUGGUGAAACUUUCAAGGCAGACCAGCAGGUCCAAGAGGUUCCUCUACCUAUAGUUACAGGGAAUCCUAUCAACGGUUCCCUUUCCAAGAGACCAGUUAAGGAAAUUUCGAACGAACAAAUUGACAAUCUUGCCGUGAAGAUCGGAUCUCUCGUCAAAUUUCAUUGGAGCGUAUUUGGUGAUCAUUAUCUCAAAUCGAUAUAG